AGCGGCGGGAGGGACCGGCCCGGUGCCCGUGCGGGGCCGUCCCCCCGCGCCACGGCGCUCCGCGGCUGCCAGCGGCUCCUGGCCAGAGCCCGGCCCGGGUGAGGGGCGCCGGGCGGGCUCCCGGGGUGCCGGGUCCCCGGGCCGGGCCGGGGAGGCCGCCGGAGCUGCGGGAGCUCCCGGGUGCGGUGGGACGUGGGCGGUUCGCUGGCGGUGCUGCCCCGAGCUGCGGGGCACGGGCCCCCACGGGCUGAGCGCGGCGGGAGCGGCGGGAGCAGCGACCUCUUCUCACUGUUUUAUCCACUGCUUGAAGGAUCAGAACCUCAGCUCCCGAGGCAGCCGCGGGAUCGGUUUCACAGGACUAGUUUUGGCACUAAGAAGGUUAAUUUGUGCAUAAGACUGAGGUGCCUCAGCCACAAUGCACUGCUCCUCCCUGAAAUACCUCUCCAGUUUCAGAGGCUCCCACCUUCUGGCACACUCCAGUCCUCUGUGCUCUCCAGCAGCUGCUUUUCUCCAUCGAGUGGAUCCUCCCUUGGGCUGGGCCGGGCCGAGAGGCCCCAACAAGCAGCCGUGGCUGUGCUGGGCAGGGCUGGGCUCUGGCCAACCUCCCUCCCCAGCUGAAGGUCUUCGGAUGCUCCACACAUCAGCCCACUCAGCCCAGGAGCUGCAGGAUGAACCUUCACCCCACCCAGGUGCUGCAAACCAGGGCACUAAACCUGCUGGAACUCCAGCAAAGCAGGUGGUGGAGACUCCCGGGGGAAAGAAGACUUUAGGCCAGAAAAUGGUGGGUGAGCUGAAACAUUAUUACAAGGGGUUCCACCUGCUCUGGAUCGACACCAAGGUGGCUGCCAGGAUGGUGUGGAGGCUGCUGCAUGGCCAGGUCCUCACUCGGAGGGAGAGGAGGAGGCUGCUGAGAACUUGUGCAGAUCUCUUCCGGCUGGUUCCCUUCCUGGUGUUCGUCAUCGUGCCCUUCAUGGAAUUCCUGUUACCUGUCUUCCUGAAACUCUUCCCUGAAAUGCUGCCCUCAACGUUUGAGACCGAGUCAAAGAAGGAAGAAAAGCAGAAGAAAAGGUUAAGUGCAAAGCUGGAGCUAGCAAAGUUCCUGCAGGAGACCAUUGCAGAGAUGGCCAAGAGGAACAAAGCAGACACAGGACAAGGGAAACAAUUCUCUUCCUACGUGCACCAGAUCCGUCGCAGUGGCCACCAGCCCAGCACCCAGGAGAUCCUGAGCUUCUCCAAGCUCUUUGAGGACGAGCUGACCCUGGAGCAGCUGGAGCGGGCGCAGCUGGUGGCUCUGUGCAAACUGCUGGAGCUGCAGCCCCUGGGCACCAACAACCUGCUCCGCUUCCAGCUCCUGCUGAGGCUCAGGACCAUCAAGGCAGACGAUGAGAUGAUUGCCAAGGAAGGAGUUGGUGGGCUGAGCGUGCCCGAGCUGCAGAGCACCGGCAGAGCCCGGGGGAUGCGCUCCCUGGGGCUCUCAGAGGAGCAGCUGAAGGAGCAGCUCCGACAGUGGCUGGAUCUGCAUUUGAAAGAGAAUGUUCCCCCUUCUCUGCUCCUGCUUUCCCGUGCCUUGUACUUAAUAGAUGUAAAGCCACAGUCUGUUCCAGUUCCACAAAAUAAGAUAGGUGAAACUGCUGAAAUCAUGACGUCCAUUCCUGAAGGUCAAGAGACCCUGCUGGAUCCUGCCCCCAUUGCACAGGGAAGAAAGAGUGAAGAGUUUGUACCUCAGCCAGCAGAGAAAUUACCAGUCUCAGAAGUGUCAGGGAAGCCUCCCCCACGAGAGCCUAAACUGGAAGCCUCCCAGAGCAACACAGCCAAUGGUGUCUAGUCUGGAGCCAGCGAGGACUGUGACCCUGGGAGAGAAGAACUUUCAUCUCUGCACCUCCUCACAGGGAAGAGGGGUUUUCCAGAAGGCUGCUUGACAGAAAGAGCUGUCAGCAGUCCUCAGGGGCCUCUCAUCUGUUCCAGGUGUAUUAGCAGUGGGACCAGGCUAAAGCUACCUGGUUGGCACCAGCCUCACCUUUUGACUGGAUUCCCUGCCCCACCACCUUAACUUAUCUUGUAAAUCUGUUAAUAAUGAUGCUGCUGUCUGUGCAGUUACUGAGCAGGUGUUUGUGCUCCUAAGCCUCAGCAAAGGCACCUGCUCAUUGCCAGAAAGCCCUGGGCACAGAACCAGCCAGGCUGAAGGUCCAGCAGAGCCUGUUCUGCAGUUUGAAGUUCUCUACAGGAACAUACCCACGUAUCCAGGGCUUGCAGCCUGCCCUGCUCUGCAAGCUCUAGCUCUUGAUCCUAGUUAGUGUGGUUUAACCAGUAACUCAUGCACAGGACAGCCUAGGCAGCUGGUGUGUAUCUCACUGUCACAUUUGUACCAAGGAGAGUAACUGCAGCACAGGGAGCACCAGCUCCCUCCUCAGUGGGAUGGUGCAACUUUCCUGUUCAGAACUUGCUGGAGAAGAGCAGAGCAGUGCAGAGGGCAGCUCUGCUGGGUGAGGGUGUGCAUCAGCUGGAGCUGCAGCAGAUGCCAGUGACAUGAGGCAGAGACUGGCGUUUUGGGGAUCCCAUGGGGUCCUGUGAGGUGGCCACAAACAUUUCCCAAGUUCCAGGUCAGAUGUGGUCAAACUCACCAGGCUCAGAACGACACAUCAGCAGGUGCUCUUGGACUUGGGUACUGAGCAGAACAAUUCUUUGCACACUCCAGCGUUGACUGGCUCUUUGGUGGACUCCACAGGAGGAUGCUGAAAAGCUGUUUUUAGCAUUUGUUAAUAAUUUUUUUUUACUUUAUGCUAUGUAAAUGUUCAGGAAUUACUGACAUGAUGGGUUUUAAAUACAUGUAUUUAUACUUACUGUAAAACUAAAGUUAGACUUGGUGCUAAGUAGGAUGCAAUGUCUCCUGUAGGGGUCAAACAGCCUUUAGAACAAUCUGAAAUAAAAGCCAGUCACCUCCAGGUCAGGCAUUACCAGCACUUUAAAUGGGACAUCAGCAAGGCAGGAACAGCUUGGAGAAGGCAGCAGCCACGGUACUGUGUUAGUCCUGUCCCUGCACCCCUGCCUUGUGUAUGCACUGCUGAGUAUUUGUAUUUAAUUGGUGGUUUGUAGAUAAAAACAAAUGUUAUUUCAGUAAAAUAACCCCCUUACUCAA
This is a messenger RNA of Apus apus (common swift), 3136 nucleotides long. It is a transcript of the gene LETM2, whose product is annotated as leucine zipper and EF-hand containing transmembrane protein 2. The record is from RefSeq and is a predicted model, not a curated record. Lineage: Eukaryota; Metazoa; Chordata; Aves; Apodiformes; Apodidae. The transcript is spliced from 9 exons. Gene Ontology annotation, cellular component: mitochondrial inner membrane. Bases 416 to 1825 code for a protein of 469 amino acids. Gene Ontology annotation, molecular function: ribosome binding. Gene Ontology annotation, biological process: intracellular monoatomic cation homeostasis.